UUGUGUGAAUUUGCUCAAGCUUCUAAAAAAAAAACGAAAAAAAAGAAAAGCUACUAGUUAGAAAAAAGAAAAAAAGAAAAAGAAUUUCAAGUUUGCAGACUACCAAGGUUUUAUUAGAGGUAUGUUCCAAGGGCGGGAAAUCUAAACUCGAGCUCCUCUCUCGCGCCCUCAUUAUCAACUCAUAAAAUCUGGAUUGGAUUUUCCUGUUAUCGUUUCUUCACCACUUAUUUUUCAAUCAGCUCUUGAAACCCAAUUGGACUUUCUUUCCAGUGAAGAAGAUGGGUUGGUCGCACCCAGACAUAUCACUGACAGAUCUGUUGAAACUGAUCAAAGGGUUUGUAGACAUCUUGAUUUUGGCAUCUGGGUAUCAAUCAACUGGUAAUCUUGCUCACUGGGACGCCCAAAACAUCAAGAAAGUAUUUCAAUGGGGUCUGUUCUUUGAGAAUGUAUUUAUGCGCUUGAGCCACUUAGAUGAUUACCAAGACUCAGUAAAGGAGCUUGAUGCUGCUUUAUCUGAAAUGACAUCUAAUCCAAACUUCCCUCAGGGUCUUGCACAUCUAUCAUCUGUCACACUUAGUAGAGCAAGGGAUUUUGUAGUAAAACAGCUGAUCCAUGCUCUACCAAUGAGGGAUCCACAUCUCAGAGCUUCUAUAUUAGCAACCAUUGAGAUGGAUCUUGAUGAGCUUCAGAGAACAGAAAGUGAUUACCUUCAUGUAUAUCUCGAGAAGUUGAUUCUGCAAAAUAGCUCAUGGGAUCCAGUUUUGUAUACGAGGGAUUUCUCGGAGGACUCAACAAUUUCAUCUCCAAACAUUCAAAACAGGAAAACUCAGGAUUGCAUUAGUGGCGAGUUUACAAAGUUUACUAUCCAAGAACUCAGAAGGAGGCAAUUGGUAGUGUCAUGCAUAUCCUCAGCGGAGACUGGGUUGGAUAUUCUCUCUAAGAUUAUAAGGCAAACCAAAUGGACUGAUUCAGACAUUAGCUUAUUUAAGAAACAAUCAAAGCAUGCCACAGCUUCUCUGACUGAAGAGGAAUUGGUAGAAUCUGUCACGUGGAACCACUGGAGAUCAGGGAAUCUUUCGUAUUUGCUUGACAAGAGAACUAUUGGAUUGGUUUCAGGUGCCAGCAUGAUUUUCUCUGCUCCUAAGAUUCAAUGGAUUCAUGUGUUAGAAAGGCUAAAAGUUUCUGUGGAUUCCAGUAAUUGUGAUUUGCAUGAAAUAAUCGAGCUCCUGUUACUAGGAUGUAUUGCAAGCAGAUGGAAUUCUUUAAUUGAACAUUUUAUGUCAGUUUCUAAGGAUUCUCUCACUAUUUCAAAGCAAUACCAUGAAGUGCACAAUCUACUCCAAGUGAAAUUUCAAAAUCGUUACUCUAAAGAGGAAAUGAUAAAUUUGAAGGAAAAAGGUAUUCUCGAUUAUCUGGAGAAAUUGUUGGCUGGUCAACUUCAUCAACUGUGGAAGCUAUCUCCUGCCCUUGGUGCAGCUGCAAUUCCUUCAUGGUCGCACUUGUUCAGAUUAUAUCUAAGCGAAUUGGAGUGUCAAUUCAAAGGAGAUUCUCCAACAAUUAGAUGCUGCAGUUGUAUUCAAGAUAGAAAGGAGCACAAAGACUGUGAGCUUGCUGAGAGGAUUUGGUGCCUUCACAUCUUUCAUGUUCGUGGCUCCCAUGUAAUGUGUCCUGCAAACGUGGCUUGAAAGUCACUCAUUACCAUGUCAAUAUUUGACAUCUGAAGUCAAGAUUCAUUCAUAUUAGGGAGACAAGCAAUGCCACUGAAGAUAUUUCAAGAUUUUCAAAGGAGACUGGGAAAUUUGAGCAACAUCACAGCAACCCGCAAUCCUGUUAGCCGAUUUCGUGGGUAAGCAAGCACAACAAGAGCUCUUUUGAUGUUUUUCCUUCAUGGUGCACAGAACAAACAUGGCCACCUGUAGAUUGAUUUUCUCAUGAUGACUUGUUAUAUGACUUCCACGGAAGGAGAAAUAUCAGUAUCACCCGUGUCCCGAAUCGUAGAAAACAUUUAGGGAUGGUCAACCACCAUUUUUGUUUCUGCUACUAUCAAAAAGGUUAAAAGGUCCAUGUUGCGGUUAGAAGGUACUUGUUAGAUGUUAAUAUUUCUCUUAAUGUUUGGUCUUUCUGUUGUUGUCCAUUGUGGUUAGAAAUGAAAUUCUGUUGAUUUUUUGUAAAAUUUUCUCCAUCAAUGGUUGGUGGUGUGUCGUUUGUGAGGUUCUGGAAGCCACACAGAAUUUUAUGCCGGCUAAUCAUAUGUUUUUUUCUCAUGCA
Cornus florida is the source of this 2268-nucleotide messenger RNA. RefSeq lists its product as uncharacterized. Gene Ontology annotation, cellular component: Fanconi anaemia nuclear complex. The record is from RefSeq and is a predicted model, not a curated record. NCBI's taxonomy places the organism in Eukaryota, Viridiplantae, Streptophyta, Magnoliopsida, Cornales, Cornaceae. The transcript has 10 exons. Bases 279 to 1685 code for a protein of 468 amino acids. Gene Ontology annotation, biological process: interstrand cross-link repair.